Molecule: messenger RNA, 675 nt
Organism: Parasteatoda tepidariorum (common house spider)
Lineage: Eukaryota; Metazoa; Arthropoda; Arachnida; Araneae; Theridiidae
Product: nose resistant to fluoxetine protein 6
Molecular function (GO): acyltransferase activity, transferring groups other than amino-acyl groups
Source: RefSeq, a predicted model, not a curated record
CUUUCAUGUCUCAAUAGUCGAAAAUAUUUUUUGGUUGGUCCCUAUCAAUUCUGUUUGGAGGAAUCGUCGUCUUCGCAACUUAUUUAUGGAACUCAGGACGCGUUGCUACUACAUUGGAGUCUGCGUUGUAUGGUGGAUUCCAUAGACUUUUAUGGUGCUUAAUGAUUUCAUGGAUAACGUACAUGUGCAUCAAUGAAAAUGGAGGGGUAGUUCAGUCCAUUUUGAGUUGGUAUGGUUUUGUUCCACUUGGACGUCUGACUUACAUGGCAUACUUACUUCAUCCAAUCAUUAUAAUACUGUGUUUUGGACGAUUUCGACAUUCUAUUGCUGCUGAUCAAAUGUUCUUGGCGUACGCAUUUAUAAGUUUUACUUUUGUCACCUAUUUCCUAAGUUUCAUCUUCUGCAUGAUUUGUGAAGCCCCAAUUACGGCAUUGCUGAGUGUUCUUAUAUCCUCUAAAGUUAGAAAGAAUGGUGUGAAUAGUAUAAAGAAAAGAAAAGAAAGCUUCUCAGUGUAAUAUAAUUAACAUGAUUGAAACACUUAUCUAUACAAAUAAAGUUCUUCGGAUUUGUUGGAAGACUGAAAGUUUACUUAUGUACUUUCUAAUUUUUGAAAGACUCAAGUAGUUCCAUACUUUGUGUAGAACAUAAAUAAUUAAAAAUUAUAUAGUUAUUUUA